AUAUAUGUAUACUUACACAGAAUCAUGUCACAACAACAUGGAGACUUGGUACAACCAUUGAAGUACCCAAAGAAAAUACAGAUAGCAGGUGCAGACUCAACAGGCAACACCUUUUAUACAAACAUCGAUGAUCUCUGGAACAAGGAGUUGGGCAGCAAUGAGCAGCAACAAUCACAAUGGUACACAAAUGCAGCUGACUAUUGGAAGAAUGUUGAACCUACACUUGAUGGCAUGCUUGGAGGACUGGGCCACAUUGCAGAGACUGAUGUCGAAUCUAGCAACAAGUUCAUUACAGAGAUGGCCUCAAUUGGUAGGAAGAGAGCACUCGAUUGUGGCGCUGGCAUUGGUCGUGUCACCAAGAACCUCCUGCUUCCACUCUUUGAGACAGUCGAUCUCCUAGAACAGAACCCUGCCUUCUUAGACGAGGCCAAGGUUGCAUUCAAAGACGAGAAGAGAGUAGAUAACUACUUUGCAAUGGGACUGCAAGACUUUAAGUUCCAGAGAGAGGAUGGCACACCAUUGCAGUAUGAUUGUGUUUGGAUUCAAUGGGUGAUUGGUCAUCUGACAGACAAGGAUCUGAUCUUGUUCAUCAGGAGAUGUCUGGCGGCACUCGCACCAAACGGUGUACUGUGCAUCAAGGAUAACACAGCCAAGCGAUCAUUCGUCAUGGACAAGGAUGACAGCAGUGUCACGCGAUCUGACAAUCACUUCCGAUAUCUCUUUGAGCAGAGUGGAGCCAAGCUCCUCAAGACUGAGCUGCAACCAAACUUCCCUACCGAGCUGUUCCCAGUCAGAUUCUACGCUCUUCAGUCAUCAUUAUCGCCAUCGCCAUCG
This is a messenger RNA of Acytostelium subglobosum LB1, 834 nucleotides long. RefSeq lists its product as hypothetical. The record is from RefSeq and is a predicted model, not a curated record. The annotation marks the transcript as partial. Gene Ontology annotation, cellular component: cytoplasm. Gene Ontology annotation, molecular function: methyltransferase activity. Lineage: Eukaryota; Evosea; Eumycetozoa; Acytosteliales; Acytosteliaceae. The transcript is spliced from 3 exons. Gene Ontology annotation, biological process: N-terminal protein amino acid methylation.